GGAGGGAGAGAGAGAGUGAGGGAGCUCAUGGAAUGCUGUGAUGUCAUCAGCCCAGUCUCUCUCUCUCACACACACACACACACACACACACAAAGACAGUAGUCGGAGUCGAGACUUAGUUAGCUAACUCUGCUGAGGAGCGGCUGUCUACAUCCUGAUGUUGUUCCCGUGACGACCUCCAAAGUCAAAGGAAACAUCUCAGUCAGCACACACACACACACAGGAAACGGCCUUCUCUGUGUGUGUGUGUGCAGCUGAUUCAUGAAGACAGCUUCUGACUGACGUCUGAAAACAUGACAGUAUAAACACACAGGUCAAAGGUCAAAGGUCAGGUGUAACUCAUCAACAUGCUGCAGCAGAUUUUAAAGGACAUGUACAUCGACCCUGACGUGCUGAACGCUCUCAACGACGACCAGAAGAAGACUCUGUUCCUGAAGAUGCGGCAGGAGCAGGUUCGACGCUGGAAGGAGCGAGAGGAGAAGCUGCAGGAGGAGCACGAGGAGCACGAGGAGCACGAGGAGCACAAGACAACAAAGCCAAAAAGAGCCAACAGUAAGAGUGUGAGCUGGCUGCUCGGCCGGGACGGAGACGUUUCAGUGCUUGUGAUCGGGGACGUGGACGAGCUGACCUCCAAGUUCAUCUGCUCGGGAUUUGGAGAAAAUAAGGCUCAAAGUCACCAGAGCAACUCAUACCUUCAGACGAUCUUGAAGAGCAGGAAAAGCACAGAAGCCGUCAAAAGUGAGAGAGAGAACGUCGUCUGUAAAACCCGACCUGGAAUCUCUGUGAAUGUAAAGGAGAAACAUGAGGCGACAAACACGUCACUCCCUCUGCUGGUGUCAGUGAGUGAGCGCUCAUCACCCUCAGCAGCACACCAGCGUGAGUUGAAGUCCCAGCUCUCCAUCUGCUCCAGUUCCCCCGCGAGGGUUAGUCCUGUCAACACGAGACCUGGCCUCGCAGAUAUGAGGCAGUCUGCUCCCUCUGUCACAUCACACUGUGGAACAACAACAGCAGCCACCAGCAGCAACAUGUGCUCAAAGGAACCUCAGCAGUCCCAGGAAUCACAUGCAGACGUCGCUGCGUCAGAAGCGUCUCGGCGAGCGGCCUCAGGCGGCGCCGGAGCAUCAGGGCGUGGUCGCGUGGCCCAGCUGAUGAAAACCUUCAGCGUGGAGAGCAGCGCUCAGAACCAGGCUCGCGGCAUCAAACCUCCUCUGCCCGCCAAACCCAACCACCUGCAUGUAACAAGCACACCGACUGUCAGGUAAUCCACACGCUCUCCACCGCGACCGUCACCACGGUAACCCGUCCUCAGGACUCGAGACAAACCGGACAAUGUUGGACACCAAAGGCUUCAGAGGAUGGAGAAGUGUAAACAAAGUUUAGCAGUGGAAAUGCUUGAAUGUUUGUUUUUAAAUCUGAUGAUGAUGAUGAUGAUGAUGAUGAUGCUAAAGUACUGUAAACACUCACACACACAAGUAUUUUAAAUCACUUUUGAUACUUUUGAUGUCAUUGUCAGGGACCUGAUCCAAAUCCAUAUACAGUAUAUAUAUGUGUGUGUGUGUGUGUGUGUGUGUGUGUGUGUGUGUGUAUAUAUACACAUAUAUACAUAUAUAUUUAAAUGGACGUAGCCUUUCGUUUGAAGUGAAGUCCAGGAAGUAGGACAGAGGUAGCAGUUGACCACCAGGGGGCGACUACACUGGCUGCAAAAAGAACAGUGUUUGAAUGUAAAUGUGAUUUAUGAAGUGAGCAUUAAUGGUUUCACGUGUUUGUCACUCGAGCCUGACAGAGAUUUAGUGACAGCAGAUGAAACACUGCGUCCAUUUCUUUAUAUAUGUUACCAUCACACACACACACACACACACACACACACGCACACACCUGUUGUUGAUUAUUUUCACUUUUUGUGACAAAAGAAAUUCAUUGUAACACAUUUUUUUAUUCAUAUAAAAAAAGAAGAAUUAUUCAUUUAAUUCAUGAUUCCUGCGCACAAUGUUGUGUUGUGUGUGUGUGUGUGCGUGUGUGUCUGUGUGCACGUGUCAGACCAGUGUUGGUGCCAAAGGCCUCGUCUGUCAGUCCCCGUGGACAGUUGGACAGUUGGACAGUUUUUCUCCUUGACUUUUUUCAGAGAUUUGUGGCUGUUUUCUUUCUUUUUCUUUGUUUUUUUUACACGUUGUUUUUCUGGGAUAUUUAACUCUAUGAACGUGCUCAGCUGUAUAAUGAGAGAUGUCUUUAUCUUUGAUAUCAAGUGUGCACAGUGAAAUCAAAGAAGCAAUAAAGUUGUCGUUAUCUUAA
Molecule: messenger RNA, 2289 nt
Organism: Solea solea (common sole)
Lineage: Eukaryota; Metazoa; Chordata; Actinopteri; Pleuronectiformes; Soleidae
Exons: 8
Coding region: 348-1262 (304 amino acids)
Cellular component (GO): cytoplasm
Source: RefSeq, a predicted model, not a curated record